AUGGAGCACGAACAAAUGAAGCGUGAUGGUGUUAACGCAUAUAUUGAAGAUAUCAGUGAAAGAUUCUUGCGAGAUGAUAGCUGGGAUACAUUGAAACCGGAUGAAAUAGCUGAAGCGUCACUGCAAGUUCGAGCUGAAACAAUCGAUUCCUCGACCGAAGAUAUACAAACUCAUCGUUUUCGACAAUUUUUAUCGAUUGCAACCAACUUCGCUUCGUUGCCAUAUGCUCAAAAGCUGUGCAAAAUCCCAGAAUUAGUAGAAAGUAUUCAACAAUUGCUUGAAGAUAUGAUGAGAGAAGUUCGAGAAUACAGUGAUAUGGCAAAUGAACUUCGUGAUCUCAUUCAACGUUUUGUUCAAAUGGUAACGGAAAUAAAACAUAAUGUUAAUAUGAAGCUUCCUUUACUUACAGCUGCUAAAUCGCAAAUAGGAAUUGUUCAAGAUGUUAUGAAUACAGAUCCAAGUAAAGGACUUAAUGAUAUCGAUAAAAAAGAUAUUCAACUUGCUUUGAAUCGAAUGUCAACUGGAAUGCAAGGCUUACUCAGCUUAGCUAAAUCAGCAAGAGCUGAAAGUCAACAACUAGACACCCGUAUACAUAAGAUGACUAAUUCUGUUCAGACAAAAAAACUCAUUCUUGAAGAACGAUUAGAUGUAGCAAGUUUUUGUUUUAAAUAUGCUAUGCCAUUCGGUAUGGCUUCAACUGGUGCUACAGUUGGAGGACUUGUUGCAGCUGAAUCAUUUGGUGGUAUUGGAGCAUUAGUCAUUGCUGGAACGGUUUUUCCUCCUAUUAAUGCUAUUAUCAGUGCAUGUAUUUUAGGUGGAAUUGCUACUGGAACGGCUAUUCUUUUAGUGAAAAAAUUUUGGGCUCGUCGUCAACUGACAGCACUCGACUAUCUUAACAAAAUAUUUGAAGGUUUAAUGGAAUUAAGUUCAGCGAAUAGACAUUUCAUGGGUUAUAUGGCCAAUACGGAGGAGAAAGCAAAUAAAGUUUCACAACAUAUUCAAGAUAUUCAACUGUGUUUAGAGAGUGAAAGACAGCGACGAGUAAAUCGUGAUGUCUGCAAUAUAGCCGUAGGUUCAAUAUCGACAAUGAUAGAAAGUCUUGAACGAAUAUCUAAUUUAGAUAUAUCAAAAUGGUCUGACAGUUCACGUAUAAUCAAUUUUUCAAAAACAAAUAUUACAAUAAAUGCUAUUACAAACUAA
This is a messenger RNA of Adineta steineri, 1200 nucleotides long. NCBI's taxonomy places the organism in Eukaryota, Metazoa, Rotifera, Eurotatoria, Adinetida, Adinetidae. The record is from the annotation of a GenBank genome assembly.